Molecule: messenger RNA, 2254 nt
Organism: Gymnodraco acuticeps
Lineage: Eukaryota; Metazoa; Chordata; Actinopteri; Perciformes; Bathydraconidae
Gene: cc2d2a
Product: coiled-coil and C2 domain containing 2A
Biological process (GO): non-motile cilium assembly; protein localization to ciliary transition zone
Cellular component (GO): ciliary transition zone
Source: RefSeq, a predicted model, not a curated record
UUGUGCUUUUUUCCAAGGUAGGUUGAGGAGUAGUUUAUGUCCCGUUACUAGGCAGCCAUAACGUCUCUGGUUCUUCCGUUAAAACAAACCUCUUCUCCAGCAUGGCUUCAUCAAGUGACAUUCGAGAAAAAGUGCGGAAGAAAAGACGAGCUUUACAGGAGAGUUUGAAACACAAGCACGAGGACGACCUUCAGGCUCUGGUUCCAUCUUCCAACCUGAGUGAGGACAAUCUGGAGAGCGCCAUGAAGCAGGAGCCUCAGGUCAGCGAGGAGGAUCCAGGAGAGACUCUGAAACGAGCGCUCAGAGCUCAGAGACAGAGACGCAGGAGAAAGCUGCUUGAGCAGACCUCCCCCCGUGAUGAUGAUGAAGAUGAAGGCGUGGAGGAGAUCCCGAGCGUUCAGCCCCACAGUGAAGACGAGGGAUCUGCUGACAGAGCGUCUGACUCUGUGGUCUCAUGGAGACCUCCGACUGGCUCUCAGAGAAGUGUCUCCUCCAGAGGGCAGCAGACUGCAGGCUCUCAGCUGCUGGAGAGCUCUGUGACGCGGCGCCUGCAGGAGAAGCUCAGAGCAGCCAGGUCCAGAGGGGAGAGCCUCCAGGAGAGCGAGGCCUCUGUGGAGCUCAGCCGCCUGCAGACCCUCAGAGACAGAGACACCAGGACCAGGUUCGACAGGGAGGUGGAUCCUGAUGGAUCUGAGAGACCCGACGACCCUCUGGCUCUCAGCUCCAGGGUGAAGUUCAGAGAAGCUUCCAGACGAACAGAGACCGGACUACCCACCGCUGAGGAGGCGUACAACUUCUUCACGCUCACAUUCGAGCCGGAUCCACGAGACGGGAACAAGAACAAAGGAAAACCAAGAACAUCUGAAGAGGAGGAGGAAGAGGAGCAGGAGGAGCAGGAGGAGCAGGAGGAAGAGGUGGGAGGUCCAGAGGGGAAUGAAGACCAGAAUGAAGACGCUCCUCUGGUGAGAGAUGGAGAUUUAUUCGUCAUUGAACAAUCCACUCAGGACUUCCUGGAGACGAAGAGAGCCGAGUAUCUCCGCUACGGACAGCGAGUCGAGCAAGAGAGCAAGGUCCUCUUCACGCCCAGCUUCACCUCAGUGGCGGCCCACAUCAAACUCCCCGACAACAUGAAGCCUCGGUACGUGGAGGACGAGGGUCUGUACGUGGGACAGAGACCGCCUGUGUCUCUGAGCAACGAGAACAUUCUGGAGAACAGGAUCCUGCAGAUGGAGGAGGGUAAAAAGUGGUUCGGAGACGACGGCAGGAUCGUGGCUCUGCCUGACCCCAUCAAGGAGUCCUCCACCAGACCCCCCCUCUUCCACAUGGAGGAGGACCUGGACCCUGCUCUGCACACUGUGUACAGGAAGCCGCUGAAGUCUAAGUAUGCGACUCUGUACCUGUCGGGCGCCGCGGACCCUGAGGGGGACUACCAGCUGGAUGUGGAUGUUUCCGGGCUCAUCUUCUCCCACCACCCCCUCUUCAGCCGGGAACAUGUGCUGGGUUCCCGCCUGGCUCAGCUGUACGACCAGUACCUGAGCAGGCAGCGCAACAACCUCUCUGCACACCUCACUGACAAGCUGAAUGGACUCAGGAACGCUCUGAGGAGUAUUCUGGAGGUCCACGGAGGAGAGAGUCUGACGGCGGCCAUGCAGCGGCGGAUCUCUGAGUACAGUCUGGAGGUCAGGAGCACCAGGCAGCUGCGGGACGGCGAGCAGGAGAAGGACCGGGUUCUGCUGAGGAACAUCGUCCGGGUCUGGAAGGAGCUGAAGACCCUCAGAGACUUCCAGAAGUUCACCAACACGCCGUACAAACUCUCCCUCAGGAGGGAGAGCAUGGACCGGGCCUCAGACGAGCACCAGUGUGAGGGAGAGAUCCUGGCUGAGCUGGUGGAGCUGGAGGCGGAGAUGGAGGAGGAUUACCAGAGGAAGCUGGCCGAGUACAAGAAGCAUCUGGAGGAGUGGAAGAUCUGGAGGAGGAAGCAGAAAGCCAAGAAGAAGAGGAAGAAGAAGAAGAAGAAAGACCAGACGCAGGAUGAGACAGAAGAGGAAGAUGAAGACGUGGAGGUGAGCGAAUCAGAGGGGCCCGCUGAGGAAGGGCCCCCCAAACCGGAGCCUCCAGAGAAACCAGACGUUGUCUCCAUAGAGCAGCGCGUCAGAGAGAAAGCCUCCAGGAUCCGCAGGAAACCUGGAGAACCGGUCCUGAUCCCAGAGCUGUCGGCGUCCGGAAACAUCACGGCCAGCGAAGUCUGCAAGAG